AUUCACAGAUGAGUUACAUUGGGAGUUACAAAAAUCGAACGCAGCCAUGGUCGUUGAUUUGCAAAUCUAACAUGGUUGCACGGCGCCCGUGCACUCGUGGAGAGGAUGACAUGGACGAGACUGGAGGACAGGUAUCAAAUGUUGGCCAGCAAGUAGAUGGUUCAUCUGACGCUGAAGAAUCUCAAAGACUAGAAGAAGAUGAUGAUUAUGAACCAGAAGAACGAAAAAAGAAGAAGGGAAAAAAACGAAAAGCACGUAGCGAAGAUAAAAAAGGAAAGAAAAAGAAGAAAAAGAAAAAAUCUGAUUCUGGAGAUGAAAGUGAUUUCGGUGGCGCGGGUGAAGCGGGUGGUGAUGCGGCUGGUGAAGAUAGCGACUAUGCAGUCAACAGGAAAAGCAGAAAAUCAUCGUCAAGAAAAUCUUCCAGCCAUAAUACAUCGACCACUCAGAGCCAAGAACCUACAACAGGCAUGCCCACGAUCGAAGAAGUGUGCAAUACAUUUGGUUUAACAGAUGUACAAAUUGAAUAUUCCGACGCUGAUUUCCAAAACUUAACGACAUACAAGCUAUUUCAACAACAUGUCAGACCGCUCUUAGCAAAAGAAAAUCCAAAAGUUCCAAUGUCAAAACUUAUGAUGUUGGUGGCAGCCAAGUGGCGUGAUUUCUCUGAAUUAAAUCCACAUACGCAACCAGAUGCAGAUGUGUCAUCCACAAAUGUGGAUGAUGAUAGUAGAAACGCUAGAACUAAUCGGAGUGGUGCUAUGCAAGAAGCCGAAGAUGAGGAGGAAGAUGAUGAGGACAGUGACAGAAAAAGAAAAUCGCGAGGCUCGAGAGCGAAAAAAGGGAAAAAGGCAUCAAAAGUACCAACGCUUAAGAUUAAGCUUGGGAAACGUAAACGAGGCAGUUCGGAUGAAGAAGCAGAAGGUAGUGCUGCUGGUUCUGCGGCGGAUUCGGACAUGGAGUUCGAGCAAAUGUUAGCUGAUGCGGAAGAAACCCCGGGUGCUGAAGGUAACAAAGGCAAUGUUGAAGAGAGUGGAGUAGAACCUCCAGCUAAGGUUCGUAGAAAGGCGAAAACCAAAAUCGGCAACAAGACUAAGAAAAAGAAGAAGACAAAGACAACUUCCAAGUUCCCGGAUGGAGAGGAAGGUCUCCAGACUGACCACCAGGAUUAUUGUGAAGUAUGUCAACAAGGCGGCGAGAUUAUAUUGUGCGACACAUGUCCCAGAGCAUACCAUUUAGUAUGCUUAGAGCCCGAAAUGGAGGAAACACCAGAAGGAAAAUGGAGUUGUGCUCAUUGCGAAGGAGAAGGUAUUGCAGGCGCAGCAGAAGACGAUGAUGAACAUAUGGAAUUCUGUAGAGUGUGCAAGGAUGGCGGAGAACUAUUAUGUUGUGACAGUUGUACGAGCGCGUAUCACACGCAUUGUUUGAAUCCUCCUCUAUCAGAGAUUCCUGAUGGCGAUUGGAAAUGUCCUAGAUGCUCUUGCCCACCAUUAAGAGGAAGAGUGGCAAAAAUAUUAAAUUUGAGAUGUAAAGAGUGCUCAGAUACUCCAUCGGAGGAACCAUCCACGAGCAAGGCUGCACCUAAGCAAAGAAAAAUGCGUGAAUUCUUUGUUAAAUGGGCCGAUAUGUCUUACUGGCAUUGCGAUUGGAUAACAGAAUUACAACUUGACGUUUUUCAUCCUCUUAUGUACAGGAAUUAUUAUCGUAAAUAUGAUAUGGAUGAACCACCAAAGUUGGAGGAACCAUUGGAUGAAAGUGAUUCUCGCGUGAAGCGUUUGAAAGAACAAGAUGGUGCUACUAACAGGGACGAGUACAAUUUGGAGGAACGUUUCUAUCGUUAUGGUGUGCGUCCAGAGUGGCUGGUGGUUCACAGGGUGAUCAAUCAUCGAUUACAAAGAGAUGGCAGGGCUACGUAUCUUGUGAAGUGGAGAGAACUCGGUUAUGACCAGGCAACGUGGGAAGAUGAACAUGAGGACAUCCCUGGCUUGAAACAAGCCAUAGAAUAUUAUCUAGAUCUCAGAGCCGCCAACUGUUGCGAUGUUAGUUCAUCACGUAAAGGAAAAAAAGGUAAAGGCAAAAAAUCAAAAACACGCGAGUUGAUUGAUGACGAGGAAAGAACUCCGAAACGAUACACACCACCGCCGGAUAAACCUACAACGGAUCUCAAAAAGAAGUACGAAAGACAGCCAGAGUAUUUGGAUCAGACCGGAAUGCAAUUGCAUCAUUAUCAAUUAGAGGGUCUAAAUUGGUUGAGAUACUCAUGGGGCCAAGGCAUAGACACGAUUUUGGCCGAUGAGAUGGGUUUGGGAAAAACUAUUCAAACCAUAACAUUCUUAUAUUCUUUGUACAAAGAAGGCCACUGUAAAGGGCCCUUUUUGGUCUCCGUUCCCUUGUCCACUAUCAUUAAUUGGGAACGUGAAUUCGAGACUUGGGCACCUGACUUUUAUUGUGUUACUUAUGUGGGUGACAAAGACAGCCGUAUCGUGAUUCGUGAAAAUGAAUUGUCAUUUGAAGAAGGUGCCGUGCGUAGCGGACGCGCCUCUAAAAUUCGAUCGUCUUCGAUUAAAUUUAACGUCUUGCUUACAAGUUAUGAACUCAUCUCCAUAGAUUCGGCGUGUUUAGGCUCCAUUGAUUGGGCUGUUUUAGUCGUGGAUGAAGCUCACAGAUUGAAGUCUAAUCAAUCGAAAUUCUUUAGAUUACUAGCUUCUUACAAUAUUGCAUAUAAACUUUUGCUGACUGGUACUCCAUUACAAAAUAAUUUGGAGGAAUUGUUCCAUUUAUUGAAUUUCUUAUGCCGUGACAAAUUCAAUGAUUUAGCAGCGUUCCAAAAUGAAUUCGCGGAUAUUUCAAAGGAAGAGCAAGUUAAGAAGCUACAUGAAAUGCUUGGCCCGCAUAUGUUGCGGAGAUUGAAAGCUGAUGUAUUGAAGAACAUGCCUAGCAAAUCUGAAUUUAUUGUCCGUGUCGAAUUAUCACCGAUGCAGAAAAAAUAUUACAAAUAUAUAUUAACAAGGAAUUUUGAAGCUCUCAAUCCGAAGGGAGGUGGUCAGCAAGUAUCAUUGUUAAAUAUAAUGAUGGAUCUCAAGAAAUGCUGCAAUCACCCAUACUUGUUCCCUGCUGCAUCACAAGAAGCACCGACAGGACCAAACGGAAGUUACGAGACAUCGGCUCUAAUUAAAGCAGCUGGCAAAUUGGUUCUCUUGAGUAAAAUGCUGAAGAAACUGCGAGAUGAUGGACAUCGAGUUCUUAUAUUCUCUCAAAUGACUAAGAUGUUAGAUAUCCUUGAAGAUUAUUUGGAGGGUGAGGGAUAUAAAUACGAAAGAAUAGACGGUAAUAUAACGGGUGCACAACGUCAAGAAGCCAUCGAUAGAUUUAACGCCCCUGGUGCACAACAGUUUGUCUUCUUGCUUUCUACGCGCGCUGGUGGUUUAGGUAUUAACUUAGCAACGGCAGAUACUGUGAUUAUUUACGAUUCCGAUUGGAAUCCACACAACGAUAUCCAAGCGUUCAGCAGAGCUCAUAGGAUAGGCCAGGCCAACAAAGUUAUGAUCUACCGAUUCGUUACGCGUAAUUCUGUGGAAGAAAGAGUAACACAAGUAGCUAAGCGCAAGAUGAUGCUCACUCAUUUGGUUGUGCGACCUGGCAUGGGCGGCAAAGGCGCCAAUUUCAGUAAACAAGAGCUUGAUGAUAUUUUACGUUUUGGUACGGAGGAAUUAUUCAAGGAAGAAGAGGGUAAGGAAGAUGAAGCUAUACAUUACGAUGACAAGGCUGUCGCCGAAUUAUUGGACAGAAGUAAAGAGGGUAUCGAGCAGAAGGAGAAUUGGGCUAAUGAGUACUUAAGUUCCUUCAAGGUUGCCUCAUACGUAACAAAGGAAGGUGAAACAGAAGAAGAAGCAGAUACAGAGAUAAUUAAACAAGAAGCGGAGAAUACAGAUCCAGCGUAUUGGAUCAAGCUGCUUAGACAUCAUUACGAGCAGCAACAGGAAGAUAUCGCUAGAACACUUGGAAAAGGCAAACGAGUACGAAAACAAGUUAAUUACACGGAUGGUGGUGUAACCGGCGAUCAAGGCGCAAGAGAUGACCAACCAUGGCAGGAGAAUCUGUCGGAUUAUAAUAGUGACUUUAGCGCGCCCAGCGAUGACGAUAAGGAGGAUGAUGACUUCGAUGAGAAGGGUGAUGGAGACUUAUUAUCUCGCAGAAGCAGACGAAGAUUGGAGAGACGCGAUGAAAAGGACAGACCUCUGCCGCCACUACUUGCCAGAGUAAAUGGAAAUAUCGAGGUACUAGGUUUUAAUGCUAGGCAACGGAAAGCAUUCCUCAAUGCAAUUAUGCGUUAUGGAAUGCCGCCUCAAGAUGCUUUCAACUCUCAAUGGUUGGUGCGUGAUCUGCGUGGCAAAUCCGAGAAGAAUUUCAAAGCCUAUGUUUCUCUUUUCAUGAGACACCUCUGCGAACCAGGUGCUGACAAUGCAGAAACGUUCGCUGAUGGUGUUCCACGAGAAGGUCUCAGUCGGCAGCAUGUAUUAACGAGAAUCGGCGUUAUGUCCUUGAUUAGAAAGAAGGUACAGGAAUUUGAACACAUCAAUGGCUAUUAUUCAAUGCCGGAGAUGAUACGUAAACCAGUAGAACCUGUCAAAGUCGGAGAGGGAGUUGGAGAUGCAGCGACAGGUACUAGUAGCACUAGUGCUACUCCAGCCACUUCGAAUGCUCCUAGCCCUAGCCCCGCUGCCACACCAACUCCAACUUCUGGUACAAGCAACGAGACUAACAAAGCGAAUUCUGAUCCAUCUGAAGUUAAGGAAUGUAAGGAUGAAUCAAAGGAUAAAGAGAGUGGUGAUGCAAAAGACUCAAAGGAAGAUUUGAAGAAUUCUAAAGAGGAGGAGGAACCAAGUUCCGAGAAAGACAAGGAAAAGGAUGACUCUAAAAAAGAAGAGAAAGAUGCUGAAACGGAAAACGCAGACAAAGAGAAAGACAAAUCUGAUGUAAAGGAUGAGAAAGCUGUAACGAAACACGAUGAUAAAGUCGAGAAUAGUGAGAAUAAGAAAUCUGAACAGGAAGAAGAUGUUGUUAUCGUUAAGGAUGAUGAAGAAGAAGCUGAAAAACGAGAAGAGAAGGAUAACAAAGAAAAGGAUGUCAAAGACUGUGAUCAAGAAGUGAUAAAGCCUAAACGUAAAUUCAUGUUUAACAUAGCUGACGGUGGUUUUACAGAAUUGCACACGCUUUGGCUGAAUGAAGAAAAAGCCGCAGCGCCGGGCCGCGAAUACGAUAUUUGGCAUCGUCGACACGAUUAUUGGCUCUUGGCGGGUAUUGUCACGCAUGGUUAUGGACGUUGGCAGGAUAUUCAAAAUGAUAUUCGGUUCGCAAUUAUCAACGAGCCAUUCAAGAUGGACAUGGGAAAAGGUAACUUUUUGGAGAUAAAGAAUAAGUUUCUAGCGAGGCGUUUUAAACUCUUGGAACAAGCUUUGGUAAUUGAAGAACAGUUGAGGCGAGCUGCCUACUUGAAUCUCACACAGGAUCCUAAUCAUCCUGCCAUGAGUCUUAAUGCACGAUUUGCUGAAGUUGAAUGUCUUGCUGAAUCCCAUCAACAUCUUAGUAAGGAAAGUCUUGCCGGUAAUAAACCGGCGAACGCUGUGUUACAUAAGGUGUUGAACCAAUUGGAAGAAUUGUUGUCUGAUAUGAAAUCAGACGUGAGUCGUUUACCAGCAACUCUGGCUCGCAUUCCACCAGUCGCUCAGAGACUCCAAAUGUCGGAAAGGUCAAUAUUAAGUCGUUUGGCAGCCACGGCACCCGGUGCCACUAGUUCUCAAACUGGACAGGCUGCAUUACUGGCUCAGCAGUUCCCGGCCGGUUUCUCCGGAGGACAGUUGCCAGCCACUUUCGCAGGUGCUGUUAAUUUCGGGAAUUUUAGACCACAAUACUCAGUUCCGGGACAACCACCGCAAGGCUUUACAGGUUCGUGA
This is a messenger RNA of Mycetomoellerius zeteki, 5951 nucleotides long. It is a transcript of the gene Mi-2, whose product is annotated as chromodomain-helicase-DNA-binding protein Mi-2 homolog. NCBI's taxonomy places the organism in Eukaryota, Metazoa, Arthropoda, Insecta, Hymenoptera, Formicidae. The record is from RefSeq and is a predicted model, not a curated record. Gene Ontology annotation, biological process: chromatin remodeling. Gene Ontology annotation, cellular component: nucleus; chromatin. Gene Ontology annotation, molecular function: histone binding; ATP-dependent chromatin remodeler activity; DNA binding.